AUGGGAACCAUUUGGAAAGCAAGAAACAUCACUCUAAACACCAAAGUACGCUUGUUCAAUUCCAAUGUAAAAGACAUACUUUUAUACGGAGCUGAGACUUGGAAAACAACAAAAGAACUGCUUCAUAAACCUCAAGUCUUUAUCAACAACUGUCUCAGGCGAAUCCUUAACAUCAGAUGGCCUGAGAAGAUAUCAAACCAAGAUCUGUGUGAAAAGACCAACCAGUCCCCAGUUGAUGAAGAGUUGAAAAAGAGAAAGCGGAGAUGUAUAGGGCACACACUGAGGAAGCCAAAUAACAGCAUUACCAGGCAAGCCUUACAGUGGAACCCACAAGGAAAGCAUGGCAGAGGCAGAUCCAGAUACACCUGGAGAAGAAACGUUGCAGCCGAGAUGGAGAAAGAAGGAUACAAGUAG
Molecule: messenger RNA, 414 nt
Organism: Mizuhopecten yessoensis (Yesso scallop)
Lineage: Eukaryota; Metazoa; Mollusca; Bivalvia; Pectinida; Pectinidae
Exons: 1
Coding region: 1-414 (137 amino acids)
Source: RefSeq, a predicted model, not a curated record